Lineus longissimus is the source of this 1910-nucleotide messenger RNA. RefSeq names its product cell division cycle protein 23 homolog. Gene Ontology annotation, biological process: protein ubiquitination; anaphase-promoting complex-dependent catabolic process; cell division. Gene Ontology annotation, cellular component: anaphase-promoting complex. Gene Ontology annotation, molecular function: protein binding. The transcript is spliced from 11 exons. Lineage: Eukaryota; Metazoa; Nemertea; Pilidiophora; Heteronemertea; Lineidae. The record is from RefSeq and is a predicted model, not a curated record. The coding region runs from base 16 to 1665 and encodes 549 amino acids.
UGUGACUUCAAUCGGAUGCUCCUCUCUUUUAUACAGAAAUUUGUGUCAGCAGAGUUGUCAUUCACCCUUGAUGAGAUUACACCAGAAAUUCAAGAAAAGAAGGAAUCCGAUCUCUUCUUGAAGGAGUAUGAUCGCUACACAUUAGCCAAGAGUUACUUCGACCUGAAAGAAUAUGACAGAGGGGCGUACUUUCUCACCGACUGCAAAAGCAGCAAGGGCUAUUUCCUUCACAUGUAUUCACGGUAUAUGUCGGGCGAGAAGAAAAAGGCUGAUGAUCAGGGUGAUUCGAUAGGACCUGUAGAGAAAAUUGAAAAUGAGCACCUGAGAGUUUUACGGGCAGAAUUGUACAAAGAACUAAAAGAGACUGGACUUGAUGGAUUCUGUUUCUAUCUGUAUGGCGUAGUACUGAAAAAGUUAGAUCUACAUCGAGAAGCUUUGGAUGCACUUCUGGAGGCUGUGCGCAAGGAGCCACUUCACUGGGGGGCCUGGCUAGAGUUGGCUUUGCUAAUCACUGAUAAAGAAAUGCUCUCAAGUUUAAACUUGCCAAACCACUGGAUGAAGCAGUUCUUCCUGGGCCAUAUUUACCUGGAGUUACAGCUGAACGAAGAGGCCUUUAAAGUUUAUCAAGACCUGACCGAAUGUGGUUUUGCAAAGAGUACUUAUAUCAAGUCACAGAUUGCUGUUUAUUAUCAUAACGUCAGAGAUGUAGACCAGGCAGUGGAAGCAUUUACACAACUCCAACCAACUGACCCCUGCCGUCUUGAACACAUGGACACCUUCUCCAAUCUACUCUACGUCAAAGAAAUGAGACUCGAAUUGGCCCAUCUAGCAUUACAUUGCUGUGAGGUGGAUAAAUACAGAGUGGAGACAUGCUGUGUUAUUGGUAAUUAUUACAGUCUGCGAUCACAACAUGACAAAGCGGUACUAUACUUCCAGAGGGCACUCAAACUGAACGCACACUAUCUCUCCGCGUGGACGCUGAUGGGCCACGAGUAUAUGGAGAUGAAGAAUUCAUCGGCUGCAAUACAGGCCUACCGACAAGCCAUCGAGGUGAACAAGCGAGAUUACCGGGCUUGGUAUGGUUUGGGACAAACGUAUGAAAUCCUCAAAAUGCCCUACUAUUGUUUGUACUACUAUCGGCAAGCACAGCAGCUUCGGCCAAAUGACUCGAGAAUGACAGUGGCUUUAGGUGCAACUUAUGAGAAACUCGACCGUCUUCAAGAAGCCAAAAAAUGCUUCUGGAAGGCGCAUUCGAUCGGCGAUGUGGAAGGAACGGCGUUGAUCCGGCUGGCGCGGCUGUACGAUAAACUAAACGAGGAGGAACAAGCAGCGGUGGCCUACACGGAAUACAUCAACGAGGCGCAGCGACAAGGGACGUUCAACGCGGAAGAACUAGCCCAGGCGUACAAAUAUCUGGCCAAUUUCCACCUGAAACAUGAACGCCUGAAUGAAGCAUAUGCUGCUGCUACCAAGUGUACAGAAUUCAACGAGAUGAGAGAGGAAGGAAAGGCGUUACUGCGACAGAUAGCUAGUCUACGAUCACUCGGUGAGGCUGGUCUACCGAUGGAGGAAGAUGUUGGCUCUAUUACUCGGGAGCGCCCACACACGCUGUUGGACACACCAAGUGCUAGUAGACUUUCUCCUAUGAAUCUGACAUUUGACUAAAUUGGACUUCUGGGCGGAAUUUGUCAAGUACACCACCCUCUUUCUCCAAUUAAUCUGACAUUUGACUAUAACCUGUAAAACGACCAGUAUGUAUUCAUCUAUGAAAUUAUGUUAAAGUUACUCUAUCCAAAGUUUGUGGUUAUAUUUAAUGAUACAAAGAUACAAAUCAGACCUGUUUUGACUCUUAUAUUGUGCUGUAAGUUUGACAACAAAGAUGAACUUGGUUCAUGAAAUCAAGUUUCAAU